Molecule: messenger RNA, 756 nt
Organism: Protopolystoma xenopodis
Lineage: Eukaryota; Metazoa; Platyhelminthes; Monogenea; Polystomatidea; Polystomatidae
Source: the annotation of a GenBank genome assembly
AUGCAGAGGGUUAGUUCUGACCCGGACAAGCUUCUUGAUGCGUAUAAGGACCAUCUAAAUGACAACGGAGGCGUUCUAAAGGAAUCGGUCCGGCAACUCAUCGCUCUUAUGCUAGAUACCAGAGAUAAACUUGUCCCAAAAUGCCUUUCUCUAUGCAUAAUUGCGGCUUCUGAAAUUCAUGUUCAGGCCGAAUUGUGCCGAGAAGGUGCAUGGGAUAUCCUGCUUAAGUGGCUACAGGAAGCUCUUAAAGAGGAGAAUUAUGCCUUCCUAAUUGAGCUACUAAAUGUCUACCUCAAUCUCCCUGUUGGGCUUGACCAGCUCACGCAAAAUGUAUGCCCGAAAUUAAUUAACACACUCUCUAAGAGAUGUGAAAAUGAGACUGUCAGGGCGUUGGCCGGCGAGAUUGUAAAAAAAUGGAAACAGUUUACAGCCGAACCUCCCAAUAAAAAAAAGAAAGAAGAAUUGCCUAAUAAGGUUGUAAAUAAAAUGCCUGAUGAAAUUGAAGCAAAGAGUGAGCAAAAAAAGCGCACGGUUAAGAAGCCCCCGACCGUUAUGAGGACCGCUGGUAUAGAAGAAGUUGAGGCUAUACAACCUAAGUCCAGGUCUGAAGUUAUGUCCAAAAGGCCCGCGAAGCCCGAGCCGGAGAAAGUUCAAAUUGAGCCCAUCGAGUCUUUCCACCAAAAGAUCAUUGUAAACCCAGGAGAGCCUAAAAAAGGCAGGUUGUUGUGUUUUCAUAAUCUCUGCAGGUGCCCAUGA